This is a messenger RNA of Gadus morhua (Atlantic cod), 3915 nucleotides long. RefSeq names its product rabenosyn, RAB effector (gene rbsn). Bases 258 to 2594 code for a protein of 778 amino acids. NCBI's taxonomy places the organism in Eukaryota, Metazoa, Chordata, Actinopteri, Gadiformes, Gadidae. The record is from RefSeq and is a predicted model, not a curated record. Gene Ontology annotation, molecular function: metal ion binding. The transcript is spliced from 12 exons.
CCGUCACAUGCUGCCAUACGGAGGGGUGUCACAUGACUAGGUUGGGCAGCUGUGGUGCAGCCAUAGGUUGCAGCUGGGAGCUGCGAGCUGUCAAUAUCCAAAUUUUCAAACAAUAACUUUUGUAAACGUGCUUUCCCUGGCUGGGAUGGAACUGUCCUGUGUUGGCGUGAACACCCGGUGGCGGGUGGAAUGAAUGGAAACGCCUUUCCCACCGUGCAUCGCGUCUAUCAGGGCUUCAUCCACAGCCGAUUCCUCCCAUGGCAUCUAGUUAUCCACCCCCCUUUGAAGGCACAGGGGAAGUGAAGGAGGGAUUCAUUUGCCCACUGUGCCAUAAGGAUCUGCAGUCCUUUUACCAACUCCAGGACCACUAUGAGGAGGAGCACUCUGGAGACGACCGUCAUGUUAGGGGGCAACUCAAGAGUUUGGUUCAAAAGGCUAAGAAAGCCAAAGACAAACUGCUGAAGAGGGAUGGAGACGACCGAGCUGACACUGGAAGCUAUGAGUCAUUCUACUACGGCGGAGUGGAUCCAUACAUGUGGGAGCCCCAGGAGCUGGGUGCAACCAGAAAUCAUCAGGACUAUUUCAAAAAACACAGAGCAGCCAGGAUAGACCACUAUGUGAUCGAAGUCAACAAGCUCCUCAUCAGACUAGAAAAGCUCACAUCUUUCGAUAGGACCAACUCGGAUGUAGCUAAAAUCAGAGCCAUAGAGAAGUCGGUGGUGCCAUGGGUGAGCGACUCGGACGUGCCCUUCUGUCCCGACUGUGGGAACAAGUUCAACAUCAGGAACCGGCGGCACCACUGCCGUCUGUGUGGCUCCAUCAUGUGUAGGAAAUGCAUGGACUUUGUUCCUCUGCCUCUGGCCUAUAAGUUGACCAGUGGCACACGGGAGUCCCUUUGCAUCCCUGGCAGCCCGGGUCAGUCCCAGGCCCCACCCUCAGGGGCCGGGGCCAGUGGGAUGGGCUCCAGAAGGGGCAGCCUGAGCAGCCUGAGCAGCGUCACCUCCAUGCUGGAGGAGAAGGACGACGAGAAGAUCCGCUGCUGCCACCACUGCAUGGACACGCUGCUGAAGAGACAGCAGAAGCUGGAGGAGAGGGACCACAUGCCUGACAUAGUCAAACUAUAUGAGAGGCUAAGAAUGUGUAUGGACAAGGUUGAUGAAAAGGCACCAGAGUACAUCAAAGUGGCCGAAUCUCUUAAUGCCGGGGAAACCACAUACAACCUGGACUCUGCUGGUGGGCUUAGACUUGAAGUACAGAAGUACUACGAGUUAAUCGAUGCAUUGAGUAAGAGGAUUUUAACCCUGGGAAUGAAAGAUGAUCCGGCCCCCACGCCAAAGUCCCUCCAUCUGCAGAAAAUGAUCCGUUACACCGCAACGCUCUUCGUCCAGGAGAAGCUGUUGGGUCUGAUGUCUCUUCCAACCAAAGACAAGUAUGAGGCACUGAAGGAGAAGAGGAAGCAGGAACAAGAGAAGAAACUCCAGCAGGAGAGAUUGGCUGCUCAGGAGUCCAUGAGGAAGAGGCAGGAGUCUGAGAAGAACCGUUCCGUCGCCACCACCAAUGGAGAAGUCCCCCCGGCUCCCAAACCUCCUCGCAUGACCAAGGCAGGAGGUUGGCUGCCCUCGGCCGAUUCCAAGAAAACCCACAGUGAGCUCAAGGACCCCCUGCUGCAGCAGAUAGACAACAUCCAGUCGUUUCUGCGGCAAGCGAGGGAGGCCCAGCGGACGGACGAGGUGGCCAUGCUGGAAGAGAACCUGCGGCAGCUGCAGGACGAAUACGACCAGCAGCAGACCAGCUUGGCCAUCGCUCUCUCCCAGAAGCUGGCCCAGGAGGAGAACCUGCAACAGGGGGAGAUUCAAAGGCUCGAGGCCCGGGAAAGGAGCGAGUGGGAGCAAAGAGCUCCGGCGGCGGACUCCCGGCAGCCCUCUUCCAUCUGGGAAUGCUCUUUGGACCUCGGCGAGCCGGUGGCUGGGUAUGUGGAGGAGGACAAGAUUGGAGAAGUAACCCCUAAAUUUGAAAGGAGCCCUCUGUCAUUAAGAGCGUUCCCUGCUCUCGCGGGCCAAGAAGAGUCCCCUCCUAGGUUGAGGAGCUUAGGAGGACAUGUCACUCCUCCCAGCAGCGAAGGGCCAAACAGCUCCUCUCUAAACCCCUUCGAAGAGGACUCCACGCCUACUGAAGAGGACCCGUCCAACCCCUUCUUCGAGGACAUACAGGAGGAACACAAAGAGGUGAGCAACGGGAAGAAGGAAUACAACCCCUUUGAUGACGAAGAGGACAACGGUGGACAGGAAGAACCCGCUGCAACAUCUCUUGGAAACCCUUUCGAGGAGGAGAGUAGUGAGACGAGCAACCCUUUCACGGAGGCCUCUGGGGACUCCCCAGGGGUUUCGACCAACCCCUUCGAGGGGGACGAAGACGCAGGAGCUCUGGCGGACAUUGACAUGAUAGAGGAGGAACUGCUUCUGCAGCAGAUUGACAACAUUAGGGCCUACAUCUUUGACGCUAAGAUAAACGGCCGUCUGGACGAGGUGGAGCUGCUCUCAGCCAACCUGAGAGAACUACAGCACACCCUGCAGGAGCAGAAGAAAACCCACUGAACCUGUUCCAUCAGAUCCUGUGAUCAGCCUCAGAUAAGGGUGCCCAUUGCCCAUCAACGUAAUAAACAUCUUAUAACCCCGGUGAGAGCUGCUUCCGUCGGCUGAACUCUAAAACUAAGCACUAUGUCUCUGUUGUACCAAGUGAAUCCUUUUGCAAGCACUAAAAGACUGAGUAGAUGUUUUGUUGACUGUUAACCAUUGCCUCAACUAAAGCCGUAUGUUCUAUCCACUAAUAAGAAUCAAGAAAAGGGAUGCAGUUGACUGAGCUCAUAUGAGGCCAUGAACCUAGUGAAGUUCCCAAUUGUAUGUUAUUGCCAACUAAAACAAACUAGUGCAUUAAAAGAUGUUAUUAAAUACCGGAUUAAAAAAAGACAGAAAUGUAUUGCUCAUUUCUGUAAAAAAAACUUAACAUCCAUUGUUUAAGUAAUUUAUGAAACAUAAUAAUCUGAAUUAUAGUGAAUAAAUCAUUCAUUUAGGUAUUUAGUUAAUGAGAAUCAGAAGGUUUCUCUUCAAAUUGAUAACCUAGGGCUAGCCUGUAGUGCCGGACUUGAUGACUAUUCUACACGACAUUUUUCAUGCAAAAUAUUUUUAAGCACACACUAACUACUUAAUGAUCUAUUUACGUUAUUUCAUUUUGCGUAAUUAAAGCACAAGGCAUAAUGCACAGAGAAUCAAUGUGCUUUUCUGCAAGAAACGCCAUCAAUAUCAUUUCUGUAUAUUAACUUGUUAUAGUAAACAUUGUUAAUGUAACACGCAUUCUUUCAAAGAUCUGAUGCAUGUUUUGUUGAUUGUUGGAUGUAUAUGCAUCUCUGCAAGGCCUCAGAUAUUUGUUUGUUUGGUUGUAGAUAUUGAUCACAAAAUUGUGCAGCAUCAUUGCUGCAAAGGUAUACUGAGGUGUGUUUCAUGAUGUACACCUUCUGUGGUACUUUAACAAUGUAUAGAAUAACUUCAAAGGUCCAAAGUGAUGCAGUUUUCGAAUUGUAUGCCGAAAUUUAAAGCAUGGCACCUAUCUCAAUUUCCAAUAAUUACAUUUUCCUUUUGUAGUUACAUAGAGGAUUGGCUUAUCAGCGGGAACAUGAAAACAAAUUGUUUUGAAUCCAACUUUAUUCAGCUAAUUCAUUAUUUACCUUACGGUAACCCCAACUCGACGAAGCCAGUAAGUAUUAUCCUAAUGCUGCUUAUUCUACUACAUAAAAUUGACCACUGUCCAAAGGUUUGACUACAGACUGAGUUUGCCGUUAUGCUCAAUCCACUGUGUUGUGAAUAAUCCCAGUAAAACAUUCAAAUCAAAAUAUUGACAAUAAAUGUUUAUGAACGUUUC